Molecule: messenger RNA, 612 nt
Organism: Ostreococcus tauri
Lineage: Eukaryota; Viridiplantae; Chlorophyta; Mamiellophyceae; Mamiellales; Bathycoccaceae
Product: NIF system FeS cluster assembly, NifU,C-terminal
Exons: 1
Coding region: 1-612 (203 amino acids)
Biological process (GO): iron-sulfur cluster assembly
Cellular component (GO): chloroplast stroma; mitochondrion
Molecular function (GO): iron ion binding; iron-sulfur cluster binding
Source: RefSeq, a predicted model, not a curated record
AUGGCUUUCGUUCGCGCGCAGUCGAGCGCGAGCGCGUCGAGCUCGAGGACGAGCGCGCGAACGUUGGUGCGACGCACCCGCGGUCGGGCGUGGCGGCGAACGCGCGCGCGCGCGUCGCCCCCGACCUCGGACGGCGCCCUGGACACUCUGGAGCUCACGGCGGAUAACAUUGAGAAAGUGCUCGACGAGGUGCGACCGUACCUCAUCGCGGACGGUGGUGACGUCGAGCUCGUGGAAAUCGAUGGUUUAAGCGUCAAGCUCAAGCUCAAGGGCGCGUGCGGGUCGUGCCCCUCGAGCACGGUGACCAUGAGGAUGGGGAUCGAGAAGCGUCUCCUGGAGAAGAUUCCAGACAUAAUGGAGGUGAUCCAGAUCGAGGACGAGAUCGAGGGCUUACCCCUGACCGAAGAAAACGUCGAGCAGACGCUGAACGAAAUCAGGCCCUACCUCGCCGGAACCGGCGGAGGGGUGUUAGAGCUCUUAGAUAUCGAAGAACCCAUCGUCAAGGUGCGCCUGACGGGACCGGCGGCCAAGGUUAUGACGGUUCGCGUCGCCGUGACGCAAAAGCUGAGGGAAAAGAUCCCAUCCAUCGCCGCCGUGCAGCUGGUCGAGUAA